UUUGGUUGUAGAAAGUGUUUGAUUGUCCAAUAUGAAACAAUACGUGGUGUUUGCGCUCGUCUUCGUGACAAUUCUCGUCCUGAUCAGCGGACAUCCGCUGGAGGAUCAAAAGAUUACCCUGGAGGAUGCUGAGGCCCAGCCGGGAAUCGAUGAUGGCACUGGAAUCAGGGCUGCCCGUCACUUUGGCGGCGGAUUCGGACGCGGUGGUGGUGGCUUCUGCUGCGGCGGAGGAGGCGGUGGCUACCGACGAGGAGGAUUCGGCGGUGGUGGCUAUCCAGGCGGUGGCUACGGUGGCUUUGGAGGAGGCGGUAGUGCCUCUGCCUCGGCGUCAGCUUCAGCCAGUUCCAGUUGGGGACGUAAAUAAUCGUAAUUUGCUUGCUUUUAAUUGAGACAAAAAUAGACAAGUUUCGAAACGAAAACAAAAACA
This is a messenger RNA of Drosophila takahashii, 427 nucleotides long. RefSeq names its product listericin (gene Listericin). Lineage: Eukaryota; Metazoa; Arthropoda; Insecta; Diptera; Drosophilidae. The record is from RefSeq and is a predicted model, not a curated record.